AUGAACAUGAGAAUUGCCCUUCUUCUCCUGCCCUACCUGUUUCAGUUUGGCAUGGGAGCAUCUCUCCAGAUUCAUUUUGAAAGUCUGGGCAAGCCAGAAAUUGUCAAGGAGCCUCCAAAGGAGACAGAUGUUUUCACUGUCAUUGAGGCGGCUAACAAAGACAGUAAGAUGGUUAGAAUCGAGGGUGACAUUGCUGUGAAUAUUGGCCGUAGCGCCAUGAAAUGCGACCAGGACUCUUGCAGAUGGAAGAAGAACACAUCUGGAAAAGUCAACGUGCCAUACACCAUCUCGCCAGACUUCAGUGCAGAUGAAGUUGAUGUCAUCACCACCGCCAUGCAAGAUUUUGCGACUCUUACUUGCGUGCAAUUUAUUCCUCGCUCCUCGGAACCCGACUUCGUGCAGAUUAUUUCAGACUCUGGGUGUUGGUCUUAUGUUGGGAGGAUUGGAGGACGCCAGGACCUGUCGCUCGCAAAGACCGACUGUAUGAGAAGAGGAACAAUCCAGCACGAGCUGAAUCAUGCCCUGGGAUUCUUCCACGAACAAAGCAGAAGCGACCGCGACAACUACAUUGAUGUAAUAACAGAAAACAUCAUGCCAGGAUUUUAUGAAAACUUUAAUAAAUACGACACCAAUAAUUUGGGCUUGGAAUAUGAUUACGGCUCUGUUAUGCACUAUGGAAGGUCUGCCUUCUCUCUAAGACCUGGUCAAGCAGACACCAUCGUUCCAAAGCCAAACAAAACUGUGACCAUUGGCCAGAGAUACGGACUCAGCAACUUAGACAUCUCGAAGAUAAACAAGCUGUACCAGUGUGAUGUCUGCAGCACUCUACUGCCGGAUUCUACCGGAUCGCUUAUAUCUACUAACUACCCCAGCAAUUACCCCAAUAAUGCCAAAUGUUACUGGCUUAUCCGAACCCCAUCAGAUAAGGUGUUCCUGCAGUUUAGUGCUUUCGAUGUUCAGAGGUCCGCCGACUGCACCUCCGACUACUUUAAAGUCUACGACGGAGCCAACACCUCGUCGCCAGUCCUGCUCGAUAGAGCCUGUGGAGCGGGGCAGGUCCCUUCUCUGGUGUCUUCUGCAAGCAUGAUGCUGCUUGAAUUUGUCAGCGAUCGUCAGACAACAGCAACUGGUUUCAAGGCUACCUACAGCACGGUCAACUGUGGAUCCACGCUGACAAGCUCGUCCGGUGUUUUCUCCAGUCCGAAUUACCCCUUAAAUUAUAAAAUUUUCUCAGAAUGCACGUGGGUUAUCUUGGCCCCGGUGGGAUUUAAGGUGUCAUUAACUAUGACUGACUUCAACGUGGAAAGACAACGGACAUGCUCUUACGAUUAUGUGCUUGUGUUUGAUGGACCCAAGCCAACAUCCCCCCAGAAGGGCAAAUACUGUGGACAGGUCAACGUCCCCCCCAUCGAAUCUUCCGGAAAUUCACUGCUAGUUCAGUUCCACAGCGAUGGAUCGGUGGUAGCCAAAGGCUUCUUAGCCAACUAUGCCUUUAUACCGCUGUAA
Spea bombifrons (plains spadefoot toad) is the source of this 1506-nucleotide messenger RNA. RefSeq names its product embryonic protein UVS.2-like. The transcript is spliced from 13 exons. The record is from RefSeq and is a predicted model, not a curated record. Lineage: Eukaryota; Metazoa; Chordata; Amphibia; Anura; Pelobatidae. Gene Ontology annotation, molecular function: metalloendopeptidase activity; zinc ion binding. Gene Ontology annotation, biological process: proteolysis. Bases 1 to 1506 code for a protein of 501 amino acids.